CCCGACUCAUCUCCCUGUUAGUUUAAUUAAACUUUGAUUGCGUGAAGAUUCAUUUCCUGAACGACUUGAGCGGUUCUGCUUCAGUACCCAUAUCCCUGAGGGGUUUGGAGGAAGAUAAAUGUCGGUUAGAGAUGGUUGCUCACCCCAAAACACCUCUUCUCCUCUCUUGUCUCCACGGAUGAGACUCACCAGACCACCCCAACCUCUCAGCCUCCAUACGCUCCAACAUGCCCAUCCGUUGUCAGGCAUAGCUGGAGCUAAAAGAAAAUAUCCUUGCGGGAAAAAAAGACAACAGCGACGAGGCAUUUUUCAAAACAGCUCAGCCAAUUACCGGAGACGUCGUCUAAUUUAGCUGAGCUGAGUGUGGAUACAGGUAUGAUUAUUGUGUUUUUCCCCUCAUUCCAUGUGGCUGGCUUUGAACAAAAGAGCAGCCUUUCUGCCUAAUCAGGCUAAUGGAGCAAUGGCUGGCUCAUGGCUGGUGGGCUGGGAUAGAGCAGAGCCUAAGGGAGAUUAAACUGUCUCUUUCUGCCGGAGCCCUGGUGACUCAAGAUGACUAGCUGCGUCUGAUUGACAGGACACACUGAAAUAAAUAGAGCAGAGUUCCACCCUGUGAUCCAUUAUCAAGUGCUUCUGUUCUGAGUGGAACUGCUACUUGUGGAUUUCAGCUACUGUUCCAAAGAUCCAGGUUGAAGGGCCACUCACCAUAGCUGCCCCCCCAGUUUGAGUUGCUGUGUUGGGAUCUGACUUGAGCAAGAUGACCCUGCAGAGGAAAGGUGCACCAUGGUGGUGUGUGAUUCUGUUGUACUGCACCGUACUGUGGGCAGGUCUUCAGCCACAGUCCCUCACCAAGGCUUCUGCCAUCAACCUGCGUCGCUUCAUUGGCUGUGCUGUGAGAGAAUUCACCUUCCUGGCCAGGAAGCCUGGCUGUGCCAGCCUGCACAUCACCACAGACGCCUGCUGGGGGCGCUGUGAGACCUGGGAGAAGCCAGUCCUAGACCCUCCCUUCAUCGAGUCCUACCAGCGAGUCUGCACCUACAACGAGACGCGCAUGGUCACCGUGCGCCUGCCAAACUGCUCGUCUACCGUGGAACCCUCCUAUACCUACCCCGUGGCCCUGAGGUGUGACUGUGGUGUGUGUCUUACCAGCACCACGGAGUGCAUCACCUCAGUCUGAUUGGCCGAGGUGCAUUCCGGAACGUUUUCACUGUAGCUCUGGACGUGUGGACUAUGUAUACCGCUUAGAGUCCGUGGGAAAGGGGAAUAUAUUUUCACUAUGAGGAUUUUAAACCGAUUGUAGAAUUUUAAGGAAAUCUGACAGGAAUUUUUUUUCGUACAAAACUAGUGGUAUGAUUUGAAUUUGUGUGGUUCUCUCUUUGCUAACUUCUCCCUCUGUAAAGGAUACUGUAUAAAUACCUGGAUGUUUUUGAUUAAGGUCAUCCUGAGAUGUUUAGGUCACAAAUAAAUUGUUUUUGAAAC
Messenger RNA from Osmerus eperlanus (European smelt), 1476 nucleotides. RefSeq names its product glycoprotein hormone subunit beta 5 (gene gphb5). The record is from RefSeq and is a predicted model, not a curated record. Gene Ontology annotation, molecular function: hormone activity. The transcript has 3 exons. NCBI's taxonomy places the organism in Eukaryota, Metazoa, Chordata, Actinopteri, Osmeriformes, Osmeridae. The coding region runs from base 755 to 1174 and encodes 139 amino acids. Gene Ontology annotation, biological process: G protein-coupled receptor signaling pathway; regulation of thyroid hormone receptor signaling pathway. Gene Ontology annotation, cellular component: cytoplasm; extracellular region.